Aspergillus oryzae RIB40 is the source of this 408-nucleotide messenger RNA. RefSeq names its product DCN1-like protein. Gene Ontology annotation, biological process: positive regulation of ubiquitin-protein transferase activity; protein neddylation. Lineage: Eukaryota; Fungi; Ascomycota; Eurotiomycetes; Eurotiales; Aspergillaceae. The record is from RefSeq and is a predicted model, not a curated record. The coding region runs from base 1 to 408 and encodes 135 amino acids. Gene Ontology annotation, cellular component: ubiquitin ligase complex. Gene Ontology annotation, molecular function: cullin family protein binding; ubiquitin conjugating enzyme binding; ubiquitin-like protein binding. The transcript has a single exon.
AUGGUUGCCCACGCUGACAAUCUCCGAUCGCGGAUCCCCACGCAGCCGGAUCUCUUCCGUCGCGUGUACCGCUAUACCUUCCCUCUCUGCCGGAUGCAGGGCCAGCGGAACCUCCAGUUUGAGAUCGCAGCCGAACAAUGGAAACUAUUCUUUACGCCGGACAAGGGCGGAGUCCAGUGGGAGACGGAGACGACUCCAUGGUUGGACUGGUGGAUCGAAUUCAUGGAGGAGCGCGGAAAGAAACCCGUCAACAAGGAUCUGUGGGAACAGGUUGAGGUCUUCAUGCGGAAGACUCUUGACGAUGAGCGGUUUGGGUGGUGGAGUGCGGACGGCGCAUGGCCUGGGGCACUUGAUGAUUUUGUCGUCUGGGUGCAGAAGAAGAGAGGAGAUAAUAUGGAGGUAGAGUGA